AGCUGUGCAAAAUGGGGUUUCAAGGUGUGAUUUCCGUAUGAUAACAAAAGCAAGUUCCUGUAAUUUAGAUACAGGAAUGUGACAUUCAAAAUGCUGGUAAUGUCCAUCUUAAGCUAUUGUAACUUCCUCUAGGAUUGUGUGUGUGUGUGUGUGUGUGUGUGUGUGUGUGUGUGUGUGUGUGUGUGUGUGUGUGUGUGUGUGUGUGUGUGUGUGUGUGUGUGUGUGUGGGCAUUUUUACCAGAUUCAGAUUAUAGAAUAUAUCUGAGUUUGACCAAUUUGAGGGGGUGAGUGUAUUUAUUUAUUUAUUUAUUUAUAAAAUCAGACUUCUGUUUAAAUCUUUUGGGGAAAAUUCUCAUUUUUUUUCAUAUCUAUCUAGAUUUGGAAAAAACUACAAACAAAUUCCUUACUUGGUUCAGUUUUACUUGCAAAACUGCAUGAGAGCCAAAUAUUGUAAUGCUGCUAAUAUUUUUUUCAACUUCCUGUACAUUUCUGCACUCUCAUUGGCUACACGUAAAGGAGGCAUUGCCAGAAACAGAUCAAGUAUAGGCAGGACCAGAUAGACAUCUGCUUAGAAUAAAGAUCCUACUCUUGCAGCAACAAGGAAGAUGGGAAGUGAUAACAUCACCUCCACGGUGGUUCGAUCAUCUGAGCAGGAUGCGACUCUCAAAAACAUGAUCACGGCCUCUGUGGUCAUCUACUGUGUGAUAUUCAUCGUUGGGACUCUGGGUAAUGGUCUUGUCAUCUACGUGACAGGCUUCAGAAUGAAGAAAACAGUCAACUCAGUGUGGUUUCUCAACUUGGCCCUGGCUGACUUCCUCUUUAUGGCAUGCUUGAUUUUCUCAAUAAUCUCUCUCUAUCAAGAGCACCACUGGCCUUUUGGAAAAGAGAUGUGCAAGAUUCACAACUUAGUCAGUACAGUCAACAUGUUUGCCAGUGUGUUUUUUCUGACAGCCAUAAGUCUGGAUCGAUGCUUGUGCAUCUGGGUGGUGGUGUGGGCACACAACAAGCGCACAGUGUGCAAAGCUCAGAUCAUAAGUGCUGUAAUCUGGGUAACUGCUGCAAUCUUCAGCAUCCCUUCUGUCAUUUUUCGUGACAUCACAGAGAUAAAUGGGAAAAAGAGUUGUAUUUAUCUAAAAAUGACAAAAGAACAACAAGUGAGUCUCUAUACUUUACGCUUUGUGAUGGGUUUCAUCAUCCCAUUCCUGGUAAUACUCAUCUCUUACAUAGCCAUAGCCGUCCGAGCCAGGCGUCUGCAGAGGACAAGGCCACAGAAAUCUUACCGAAUCAUUUUCUCAGUUGUUUCUGCAUUUUUCAUCUGCUGGUUGCCGUUUCAUGUCGUCAGUUUUAUAAGCUUGCAGCAUUCUAGAAACCCAGAUCUCAAGAACAUUAUUCAGAUUGGAUCUCCUCUGGCUGUGAGUCUGGCUUUCAUGAACAGUUGCCUGAACCCCAUUCUCUACGUUUUCAUGUGUCAUGAGUUCCAGAAGAAGCUUCGCAAGUCCAUCUGUUUUGUCCUGGAGAGUGCUCUGGCAGAGGACCACUUGUCAUUUGCAUCAUCUCGCUCCUUGUCAUCAUACUUCUCACGGAAUCCCCGAAAAUCAGAUGCCUCCUGCCAAUUGGAGGGAAGAGAUGCAAUUACUCCUUUAAGCUUCGCAGAGAGCAAAGUGGUCUUCAUCAAUGGGGACAAAGAGACAAGAGAAGAAAUAACCAUCUGACAGGCAAUAUUAAUCAAACUGAGUUUAUGCUGUUUUUCUUUUUCUUGCUUUUUUUUCUACAUAAAACUUGUAUUAAUAGUAAGAAAAAUAGCUUUCAAGAUGACAUCUAGAUUUGAUUUAGACAAUACAUCUGCAAAGAUAAAUACAUUAAUAGAAUGUUUCAUUUGUUUUAAUGCUUUUUUUUCUAUCAUGUUGAAUAAGUAUUUACCAAGAAGUGUUUUCAGUUGUGGCUAACAAAACAUCCGCUGACUUCCCCAUGACUUCAGUCAAGCAGUAUGAAGCCGUUAUAUAGUUCUCUAUGUCUUCAAAAUCUAAUCAGCCAGAGUAAACAAAUGAAGAAAAAUGUGCAUCAUUAAAUUGUAAAUGUUAAUUUCUCCAAAAAUCUGAGAAACUACAUGUUUUGUAUAUUCAAACUUUUCUCCAAAUUCCCAAUGUGAAAACAUUUAUUUGCAUGUAUUUUACUUUGUGAGCAUGUUUAAUUUUUGCAUGUGCUGAUUUCAGAACGUGUGAUACAUGUGCAUACGUGAUCUGCAAGAUAACAAACUUGGAUUUUUGUUCAUUUUAAGCAGUAAAUAAAUCAACUGAAAUCA
Melanotaenia boesemani (Boeseman's rainbowfish) is the source of this 2302-nucleotide messenger RNA. Its product is annotated as chemokine-like receptor 1. The record is from RefSeq and is a predicted model, not a curated record. Bases 606 to 1712 code for a protein of 368 amino acids. Gene Ontology annotation, molecular function: G protein-coupled receptor activity; complement receptor activity. The transcript is spliced from 2 exons. Lineage: Eukaryota; Metazoa; Chordata; Actinopteri; Atheriniformes; Melanotaeniidae. Gene Ontology annotation, biological process: phospholipase C-activating G protein-coupled receptor signaling pathway; positive regulation of cytosolic calcium ion concentration; inflammatory response. Gene Ontology annotation, cellular component: plasma membrane.